AUGGGGCUGCUCCUGCUGCUUCAGGUCCUCCUCGUCGCAGGGGCGGCGGCGAGGGCUCCGGCGGCGCGGGCGUGGGGCGUGGAGGGCCACUACAUGACCUGCAAGAUCGCCGAGGGUUUGCUGACGAGCGAGGCGACGGCGGCGGUGAAGGGCCUCCUGCCGGGAUGGGCCAACGGCGAGCUCGCGGAGGCGUGCUCGUGGCCGGACAUCGAGCGGCGCCGGCUGCCGUGGUCGGGCUCCCUGCACUUCGCCGACACCCCCGGCGACUGCAAGUUCAGCUACGCAAGGGACUGCCACGGUCCGAAAGGGGAGAAGAACAUGUGCGUGAUCGGAGGCAUAAACAACUACACCGCCGCGCUCCAAGACUCCUCAAGCUCGUAUAAUCGGACGGAGAGCCUGCUGUUCCUGGCGCACUUCCUCGGCGACGUCCACCAGCCGAUGCACUGCGGCCGCACCGCCGACCUCGGCGGUAACACCAUCCUCGUCACCUGGUACAGCACAGCCAAGACCAACCUUCACAAGGUGUGGGAUGACAAGGUCAUCCAGAAGGCCAUGAGAAAGUUCUACAAGGACGACCUAAGCACCAUGAUCGACGCCAUCAAGCUCAACCUUACUGAAAAUUGGUCCACCGAAGAGAACCAGUGGGCGGCGUGCAGUACACAAACAACAACUUGUGCUGACAGGUACGCCGAGGAGAGCGCGGAGCUGUCGUGCCCGGCAUACGUGGGUGUUGAGCAGUACUCCAACUUAGAAGAUGAAUAUUUCUUCUCGGCGAUGCCGGUUGUUGAGAAGAGGAUUGCCCAGGGAGGCGUGAGGCUGGCGGCCAUCCUCAACCGGAUCUUCAGUGGGGAGAACAACAGCAGGCUGCAGAGCCUUUGA
Molecule: messenger RNA, 879 nt
Organism: Triticum turgidum subsp. durum (durum wheat)
Lineage: Eukaryota; Viridiplantae; Streptophyta; Magnoliopsida; Poales; Poaceae
Source: the annotation of a GenBank genome assembly